AUGGCAACACCUCGAAUAUCUCCCAUUCAUUUAAACCAACAGUCGCUUCAAUGGCAACAUUUACUCCGGGCGACUCUGCGGGAGUGUUCCUAUCUUCCCGAUCCGAUUGCUCGAACCUACAUGCAUGGCUAUGUUCUGGACCGAUAUCGCCGAGCCCUCGAAUCUAAGCAUUCAGAAGCGAAGUUGAUCCGCACGGCCAAGAAAGAAUUAUCUCGACUCCAAAGAGCAAAUGAGGGCUGGCCCCGCCCAUUUGAGCGAGUCAUGAUGAUGUCCUAUGGUCGCACCGGCAAACGAAGACAUGAGUUACUAGCAGAUCUGAUAAGCCCCGAUGUUCCGACGGACAGCAAUGCACUCAGAGAACUAGUCACCAAGGCUCCGAAGUUUACGGAUGGCUGGGAGCCUCCAGAAAUCAUGUUGUCGCUCAUCAAAUCUCAGAUGAACAACGGAACGGUCACAUCGUCCCGGAUUCGACCUCAGCUGAGAGGCAUUCAACCACCCGUACCUAAUCUGAGCAGCUGGGGUCGACCUUUGGGGCAAUCUCGCAAAGUCAACAUCCGACAUAAAUGGUACUUUGGCUCACUGUCCUCUCUUUUUCCACCGUUGCCAGAUAACGAACUCAAGAUUCUGGACGGUUUGAUCGCCGGGACUGUGAUAUGGAAGCCCCGAAAGCGAAAGCAGGUAGAAGAACCUUCAAAAUCUCAAGAUAACCUUCUAUUGGACAUACUGGCAGAUGGUCCCCAGAAGGAUCACACUUUUCGGCCAUACGCCCAGGGACGGCCGCGCAAAAUCACCCCCAGGUUGAUGCUCCGCACCUGGCGGCGUAUCUCUUCCUACGUGCCAAGAUUGUUUUGGAAUGAGAAGUCGGAGAAAAAGAUGAAGUGGACUUUCCAUUGGAAUGGUCCCAAGAAAGUACCGACGCUGGCCUUUGAUGUAGACCAAGAUGCAGAUCUCGAUGAGAUUUUUGGAUCCGAAUCCAAGGCACCAGAGACUCCUAAACCACACAGGAAAAGAAAACAUGUAAGAUGA
Penicillium odoratum is the source of this 1026-nucleotide messenger RNA. RefSeq lists its product as uncharacterized. NCBI's taxonomy places the organism in Eukaryota, Fungi, Ascomycota, Eurotiomycetes, Eurotiales, Aspergillaceae. The record is from RefSeq and is a predicted model, not a curated record. The coding region runs from base 1 to 1026 and encodes 341 amino acids. The transcript has a single exon.